AGUAGUUUAAAUGACACGUGGAUGCAACAAUCCAGCAGUCAAAUCUUUAUUUCGCGGAAAGCUUGACCCCCCACGGGACAUCGAACCCCAGAUUUGGCACCGCAGGGGCCCAGGGCAGUGACGAACAGCUGGGCGGAACAGAUGCGUUUACUACAAGCUGAGAGAGUCUGCUGCUCCUGCAAACAGUGAACCGCGGUGGAUGGACUCGGCGAGACGAGCACGUUGUCCGUGUGCAGGGUCGUCGAGCUGGGUCAGAGGUAGUGUGUGAUUGAGCAGGGCUGCAGUGCCAGGAAAAACCGGUUGGUUGUCAUGGAGCGGAGCCCGGCUGUGGCGUGGACUUGGCUGCUGGUGGCUGGACUCGUCCUGGCCUCGCCUCUAGCCUUCUCCGUUGCAACCCCGAAGGCUGUCCCACGACCCCCGCAGCUAAUUGGCUGUGUGUUCCUAAAUCGAGCUAACGUCACCUGCCGCUGGGAGGCUGGAGACACCCCAGCAACGCACUACACUCUGCAAGUUCAGAGGGUGCCUUGGCUACACAGAGCUGAGGCCUCAACAACAAACAGACCUUUGAAUACGUUCACCUGCACCACGUCUGGCACCAGCUGCACAGUGAUCACCGGCUCAUCCGUGAGGUUCACCUUUUGCAUCACUGUCACAGCACACGGUCACAGCAAGGACACACAAUCAGCAUGUCGGUGUCAGUCUGGUAGGACUGAAGUGAUGUUACCUCCAGUGACUUUGGACAGCAUAAAACCAGUUGCUGGGAGACCUCAAUGUCUGAAUGUAGUCUGGAACUGCACCUUGCCUGACUUUACUGUUCCUGAGUUUCCUGUGUCUUUGUCUGAAAUCAAAGCAGGAGACCUGACAUCCCAAAUUGAGUUCACACCACGCGGACAGUUCAAUGUUCAGGUCAAAAAUGUGACAGUGACAGGCUUCAGCUUCCUUGUUUGUGUCUUGAGACCUGACACCUCAUACACUAUCAGGCUUCGUCACCGCUACCAGGGCCCACAGAGUCCCUGGAGCCUGUGGAGCAACACCCUCCAGGGAAGGACUGGAGAGGACGCUCCAUCUGCAGCACCAGCCUUCUGGAGGCAAGUGAAACAAACGGAUAAGAACGGUUGGAGACCCGUGUCCCUGCUCUGGAAGCCCUUGCCUCGCUUUGUAGCCCGUGGCAGGGUUCUCUUCUUCAAUGUGACUUGUCAGACAGAAAGCGCUCAGGUCCUGAAAGAUCACGGGAGCUGCAGAGAUUUGCACCACACAAAUACUUCCUGUAGCUUGCUUCUCCCUGCCGGACGAUGCUCCUGCGCUCUGACGGCCUCCACCGCUGCGGGAACCUCGCCAGAAGCCCGAAUGUGGCUCCUUGGAGCUUCUGAGACAGAGCCACCUCCCCUUAGCCAAAUCACUGUGAGUCCACUGCAUGACAGUGGCUUGGAUGUUCGUUGGAUGGCUCCAGUUGAUUGGUCAACAAGCGGCUUUGUAGUGGAGUGGUUUGCUGCCAGAGAGAUGAACGGCAGCAUCCUACACUGGGAAAGGCUGAAUAGUUCCUGUACAGCACUGGUCAUCACAGAGGGACUAAAGCCGUUGGAGCGCUAUGUUGUUUCGGUCAAAGCGCUGUAUGGUGACCGAGGAGUGGGGCAGAACAGGACGGUCCACAUUUACACACGCCAAGGAGCGCCCUCAGCUGGUCCUAAAGUGGCGGUGCAGCGGAUCUCUGGUAGCACAGUGGAGCUCAUCUGGGCUCCUGUACCUGUGGAGCUGCUUCAUGGUUUCAUCUGCAACUACACACUCUACUACUCAGCUGCAAAGCAACCAGCCAAGAGAGUGUUUGUGCCUGGUCACGCUCACCGUUACUCUCUAGAGAAUCUGUCGCCUGGUAACUACGACAUCUUCAUGCAGGCCAACACUGACGCUGGAGCUGGAGCAGCUGGGCCCGUCGCUAAAGUGCACAUAGGACCUGAGGAAAUAUCGAUAGUGAUGCAUGCCCUCCUUCCUCUCAUCCUGACUUCACUGACGCUGGUGCUGAUGGCCUGCCUGGCACAGAAUAAGAAGGUGAAACAGAAGCUGUGUCGAGACAUUCCAGACCCUUCCAAUAGCAGCUUGGGCCACUGGAUCCCCAAAACCACUUUGGAGAGUGUGAAGCAGCCUGCAAUGGAAGAGAAGACCAAAAUCAAAUACUCAGAAGUUAUUUUGCUUGGUGACAGUUUGCUGCAGAACUCCAACCCAGAUCAGGACCUCCGCUAUCAAAGCGCCUGUUAUCUGCAAAACGACUCCUCUCCCUGCUACUCUCUGCUCCCGGUUUUGGGGACUCAGAUACCUCAAAAUAGCAUAAAAUCGGAGCAAAAGUGCACCAAAAGCUCAGUCAAAGCCAAGAUGACCUCCAACACUGAUCUCUCCUCCUGCCCCACCAUCUACUCCAAUGUCCUCCUCUCUGAGACUCUCAAAAAUCUGUCUACACCUCUCCUAUCCCUCCCCUAUCCCCAAUCCAAUGAUUGGCAGCACAGCACUGUCAGCGUUAAUGAUGUUAAACUCCAGCUAGGUGGAGACAGUGAGCCAUCUAUUUCUCUGCAGGGCAGGAGCGCCACAAAAUCAGGUUCACCUCUUUCCCAAACAGAUGAACUGAAAACCUUCCGCCUUUUUCUGAGACAUCAUCAAAGCCCCGUCUCCUUCUCUGACUUCAGCAGCAUCUAUCAUUCCACCGUCUUGCUUUCUCACCAAGCUGAGGUCACGUCGCCCCAACCCCCUUUUUCUCAAAACCUCUACAACUCUGUCCCGUCACUCCAGUCUGACGACUUCACUCGCACCAAUCUUCUUUCUAAUACGUCGUUUUCACCUCACUCUGUUUUUGUGGAUUUCUCAUACUGUCCUGUGGAGUGUGAUCCUUAUAUUUCCGCUGCUGUUUAGUUCCAUAGCAGCAAAAUAAAACGUUGAUUUGUUUCAUUGCAGUGUCCAUAACAAAUAUGCACAACCCUGUCACUUGAAACAACUAUUGGAAACAAAUUUUGUAAUCAUUUUAAAUCUGAAUAAGAGUAAGAGAUUAGAUUAGAGACAAAAGAUAAGACACAUUUUUUAAUGGUCAGUAUCCAUAAAUGUUUUAAUGGAAUAACUUUAGGAAAUACAUUUAUUUGCUUUCUUGCUGAGAUUUAUACCACUCUCAUGUCUGUCUCUUCAAUAUGAAUAUGGAGCCAGCUGCUAGUUAACUAGCUUGAAAACAAGGGGAAACAGCUAGCCUGGCUCUGUCCAACAUGCACCUCAUGCACCUCUGAAAGCUCUCUAAUGACCACGUUGUUUGAUCAGUACAAAAACUGAAUUGUAAAAACAACAACUGUGGUUCUACAGGGGAUUAUUUGCUUACCUUCAGACAGGGCAAAGCUAGCUGUCUCCCCUUGCUUUAAGUCUUAAAACUAGGCGGCCCGCUUGCUGUAGCUUCAUAUUUACCGUAUAGAUACCAUAGUGGUAUCAAUCAUCUAAUCUAACUCUCUGCAAGAAAGUGAAUAAGAUUAUUUCUCAAAACAUAGAAAUAAUACUUUAAUUACCUCAAAACAUGAAUAAGUCCUGGUGGGUAUACUAUAAAUAUUUUUAUAGACAUUGUAGUAUUUGUGAUUGAUGUAUUAUAUUUUUGUACAUGAUGUGUAUUGUGAAGGUUUUAUGAUGUGUUUUUUGGCAUUGUGCUGCUUACUAUACACAGUUGAUGCAUACUGUACUUUGAGCCUUGAUUUGAAUACUGUGGAAUGUAAAUAACACAAAACACUGCAUGCAACACUGUCUUCUACACUGAUGUUUGAGAAUGCCUGAUUUAUUUUUCUUAAUUCAGUGCACCUUCAUUUAUGGAUGUACUAUUAUAUGGCUAACACCAAUUCAUAAUGAUCCCGAAAGCUUUACUUUGGGGUUAUUGUGUGUGUUUUCACCAGGUAUGGGGUGGAUAUUAUAAAAAGAAGACUUUGAAGUAACUUAACACUGCAAAGACUAACUAGAUUGCAUGCCAGUUAGCAUCAUUUCAUUUCUUCCUGUGUACUUUCUCCAUCAUCCUGCUGGUCAGUUUCUCCUGGUGGCAACUGUUUUUCUUUGUUGAUGCAGUUUGUCUUGACUCCUCUGUGGCGCACAUGCAGUUUGGACAGCGACUUUCUCACCUUGUCAGAGUUCUGUAAGGUGCCUCAUGUUGUUCGGAAAACUCACAUACCUCAAAUUCAGACGUCUUUUAUGGCUAAAGUGCUGCUGACUGGAAUUCAGCCUUACAGUGAGCCAACUUUUGUAACUGUGAUUACUCCAGAUGUUUAAGUACCUUUCAGUUUACAUUAUUUGUAUGUUUGAGCAUUAAAAUGUGCAGUCAAUGCAUGAACCACCUUUUCAACAUUAAAACAGUGCAUAUGCUGUGUGAUGAUGUAA
Messenger RNA from Micropterus dolomieu (smallmouth bass), 4380 nucleotides. RefSeq names its product interleukin-6 receptor subunit beta. Lineage: Eukaryota; Metazoa; Chordata; Actinopteri; Centrarchiformes; Centrarchidae. The transcript is spliced from 15 exons. Gene Ontology annotation, molecular function: protein binding. Bases 310 to 2898 code for a protein of 862 amino acids. The record is from RefSeq and is a predicted model, not a curated record.